Messenger RNA from Trichomonas vaginalis G3, 1992 nucleotides. RefSeq names its product protein of unknown function, DUF4106 family. The annotation marks the transcript as partial. The record is from RefSeq and is a predicted model, not a curated record. The transcript has a single exon. NCBI's taxonomy places the organism in Eukaryota, Parabasalia, Trichomonadida, Trichomonadidae.
AUGCCACGUAAGCUACGUAAGAAUAUACGUAAGAGGAAGGGAGCAUUGAAACAUCCAAUAGUAAAACUGACACCACAACAACAGUUGCAACAACAAAUGAUGAAUGACCCCACUAUGUUGCAACAAAUGUCAAGCAACCCUAUGCUUUUAAACCGAGUUAUUGGGGCACAGAGUGGAGGUUUAAGAGCGGCACUUUUAGCGAAAAUGGCAGGCUAUGGUGAAGCUGCAGACGGAACAGCUUAUAACCCUCAAAGUCAAAUGAAUUUGAGUUCACUCAAAAAUCAAAUAACAGAUGUCAAAAAGUCAAACAUAGACAUACAGAAACAAAUAAGUGAAAACGAAAAGAAACUAGAAUAUGACAGACAGACAAAGAAACUAAAUGAGUUAAACGUAGAGAAAAAUAAGAAAGAAGAACAACUGAAAGAACUAAGUACAGAGGAAUAUGCGAAAAAAGUGUCAGAAAAAGCAGCAGAAGUAGCAAAAAUGGAACAAGAUGUUAUAAAUUUGAAAAACCAUACUACUCAAUAUAAAGUACUGAAAGAUGAAGAGAUAAAACAAAAAGCCAUGAAGACAUAUAUGGAUAGCGAUGAGUAUAAAAAAGAAGUUGAAGCAAAUGUAAAGGCAGAAAAACUUUUACAGUUGCAAAACCAAACCGUACAGUAUGAAAACUUAGCACAAGAAAGUAAAAAUAACGACGCAGCCAUGCAAAAGGCAAUGAAAAGCGCAGAUAUUAUAAAAGCUAAUAAUGACUGGUUAGAUGCCCAAGCCAACGCUAAAGCAGCCCAACUUAUAGGGUCAAUAAGGACAAAAAUCCAAGCGGAUGAAGACAGUUCAAAUGAAGCUUUAAUGAAUGCUGACUUUAAGAAUGCCUUCGAAGCUCUUCAUAGUAAGGUGAAACUAGUGAACGACUUCUCAUCUGGAAAGAAACUGAAGUCUGAAGGUUUCGACAAAGAGUUAAGAGAAGUAGCACAAAAUAUGACGAAAAUAACAGAUACAGCAACGAGACAGGCAGUUCAAAGUGCCUAUGACGCCGUUAGAGCAGCUGUUGUGGAAAGUCAAGAAAAAGAGUUACAACAGACCAAAACAGACCUAGUAAAUGCUUUCUUAAAAACGAAAAGUCAGGUAGGACAUUAUGCUGCAGAUGGAACAUAUGUGCCAGCUGGUGGAACUUAUAUACCACCAAACCCUCCAAGAGAAGCACCUGCACCAGGACUACCUAAAACAUUUACAUCGUCACAUGGACACAGACACAGGCAUGCACCAAAACCAACACAACAACCAACACAACAACCAACAGUUCAAAAUCCAGCACCACAACAACAACCAACACAACAACCAACAGUUCAAAAUCCAGCACAACAACAACAACCAAAACCAACAGUUCAAAACCCUGCACAACAACAACCACAAACAGAGCAAGGACAUAAAAGAAGUAGAGAAAAAGGAAACCAAGAAUUCUUAAAAAUGCUUAAGGAAGAUUAUGGUUACCCAGAUACUCUUGACUUUAGUGACAGAUAUAAAGAAGCUAUUAGAAAGUUCAAGGAAGGAAAUACUGACCCGAACCUAUUUAGCUUUAUGGUUCAGCAUCAAAUCGGAUAUAAUCUCAAACCUGGAAAAUACAAGCUCGCAAAGGGAUAUGAUUUAAUAGCAUAUCAUCCAAAUGACAUGAAUGAAUUUACUCCGAGAUAUUUGAUGUCAGAGCUAAAUGAUAAUUCAACUCUCUUCAUGAAACGCGUAAAAAAUAGAGACGGAACGAAAGAAGAAAGGUUUAUGAGUCCGGAUGACUUAGAUAGGGAACUUGUUAAAAACGGUCUCGGAAUAUAUGAAAUGCCAGCAGAUGAAGUACAAGAAACUCAACAGGAAGAAGUUCAGAUACAACCAGACAUGGAAGAAAUAGUUCAGCAACAACAGCUAGAAGAGCCUGAAGGAAACGAACAAGUCCCUCCUUUGGAAACCAACUUCACAGAACUAGAUGAAGAUUUGGAACAGCCG